AUGGAUGAAUCUACAAUAAAAGCGGCUAAAAUAGAAAUAGAUGAAUCUUUGAUGCUGAGUACUUUUAGUAUGCGGCGCAUAGGUUUAUCUUUCGAUAAACCUAAAACAACCUCAGCUUACUUUCGCCAAAAAUUAAUGUUCGUCGCAUCCGUCUGUAGUAUCUGUUGUCACGUUUUCAGUGAAUUCAUGAACAUAGUCCUCACGUUCGCCAGCUCACCUCGUGUCGAAGAUGUCGUUCCGCUCUUUCAUACCUUUGGUUACGGCGCAUUGAGUAUCGCAAAAGUAUUCGUCUUGUGGUAUAAAAAUACAGUAUUUGGAGAACUAAUAGAAAAGCUAGCUGGAAUAUGGCCCAUGCCCCCUCUUGAUGACGAUGCUUCGCAAAAUAAAGAAAAAAGCCUUACGGCCUUGCGCGUUAGUCAUCGAUGGUACUUUAGCGUAAAUAUUAUGGGUGUAUGGUUUUAUAACUUCACACCAAUUAUAAUUUAUUUCUACCGAGUCUGGCAGGGUCGGGAUACACAGAUCGGGUUUGUGUGGGUGUCCUGGUAUCCCUUCGACAAACAUCAACCCAUAGCUCAUAUCGCUGUCUACCUGUUUGAAAUAUACGCUGGAGUGACCUGUGUUUGGAUUAUGGUAUCUUCUGACUUACUAUUUUCUGGAAUGGCAAGUCAUAUUGCUCUUCUCCUCCGUAUAUUGCAAAGUCGUUUAGAAUCAUUGGGUUCAAUAAAGAAAACUGACGAAGAAUAUUAUGAAGAAAUACAAUCAAAUAUAAAGCUGCAUCAAAGAUUAAUAAGCUACUGCAACAAUUUGGAGGAAGCUUUCUCGCUUUGUAAUCUAAUUAAUAUUGUGAUGAGUUCCAUUAAUAUCUGCUGUGUGGUCUUCGUCAUUGUGUUACUGGAACCGUUAAUGGCGAUAAGCAAUAAACUUUUUCUGGGAUCAGCAUUAAUACAAGUCGGAGCUUUAUGCUGGUAUGCGGACGACAUUUUUCAUGCGAAUGAAAAUAUUGCUGCAGCUGUAUACAGUAGCGGAUGGUAUAAAAUGAAUCCACGUUGUCGUCGUGCUUUAGCAUUUUUAAUACUAAGAUCUCAAAAGCCGAUUGCAUUUACUGCAAUGAAAUUCACAAAGAUCUCUCUUGUCACAUACUCUUCAAUCCUAACGAGAUCCUACUCAUAUUUUGCACUGCUAUAUACAAUGUACAACGAUAACUGA
This is a messenger RNA of Vanessa atalanta (red admiral), 1206 nucleotides long. RefSeq names its product odorant receptor 4-like. NCBI's taxonomy places the organism in Eukaryota, Metazoa, Arthropoda, Insecta, Lepidoptera, Nymphalidae. The transcript has 9 exons. Gene Ontology annotation, cellular component: plasma membrane. Gene Ontology annotation, biological process: detection of chemical stimulus involved in sensory perception of smell; sensory perception of smell. The record is from RefSeq and is a predicted model, not a curated record. Bases 1 to 1206 code for a protein of 401 amino acids. Gene Ontology annotation, molecular function: odorant binding; olfactory receptor activity.